GUCUGUGUGAGCCUGAGCGCGCCCCCCGGCCGAGCGGGAAAAGUCUCAUUGAGCACCGAAUAACGGCAGCCGUGUACUCACAGCAGCUUCUUUCGCUCCCAAUCGGUGCCCCGACCGGACCGCUUCCGCGCCUCUAUACCGCUUUAUCCGAUCUUUUGGCGCAAGAGUAGUCCGUGCACUGUGCAAGGGGGCUCCAUGGCGUACACUCAGGGGGGUGCCAAGAAGAAGGUCUGCUACUAUUAUGAUGGGGAUAUCGGAAAUUACUACUAUGGCCAAGGGCAUCCAAUGAAGCCUCACAGAAUCCGCAUGACCCAUAAUUUGCUGCUGAACUAUGGCCUUUAUAGAAAAAUGGAAAUUUAUCGACCUCACAAGGCAACAGCUGAAGAGAUGACCAAGUAUCACAGUGAUGAAUAUAUUAAAUUUCUUCGAUCGAUACGACCAGACAAUAUGUCUGAAUACAGCAAACAAAUGCAGAGGUUUAACGUAGGUGAAGACUGUCCUGUGUUUGAUGGCCUCUUUGAGUUUUGUCAGCUGUCUACUGGUGGUUCUGUAGCUGGUGCCGUAAAACUCAACCGGCAACAAACAGAUAUGGCUGUUAACUGGGCAGGGGGCCUUCAUCAUGCUAAGAAAUCAGAAGCAUCUGGAUUUUGUUAUGUGAAUGAUAUUGUUCUUGCAAUCCUUGAACUUCUGAAGUAUCACCAAAGAGUGUUAUAUAUUGAUAUUGAUAUCCAUCAUGGUGAUGGUGUUGAAGAGGCAUUUUAUACCACCGACCGUGUCAUGACAGUGUCAUUUCACAAAUAUGGCGAAUACUUCCCUGGCACUGGAGAUCUUAGGGAUAUUGGUGCAGGAAAAGGUAAAUAUUAUGCUGUCAAUUUUCCAAUGAGGGAUGGGAUUGAUGAUGAGUCUUAUGGACAAAUCUUUAAGCCGAUAAUUUCUAAAGUAAUGGAGAUGUACCAGCCCAGUGCUGUUGUUCUGCAGUGUGGUGCAGACUCUCUUUCUGGUGACCGUCUUGGAUGCUUCAAUCUGACUGUAAAAGGUCACGCAAAGUGUGUAGAAGUGGUGAAAACAUUUAAUUUGCCUUUGUUGAUGCUUGGGGGAGGUGGAUACACAAUACGCAAUGUUGCUCGAUGCUGGACAUAUGAGACUGCUGUUGCACUGGACUGUGAAAUCCCAAAUGAAUUGCCGUACAAUGAUUACUUUGAAUAUUUUGGACCUGACUUCAAGCUACAUAUUAGCCCUUCUAAUAUGACAAAUCAAAAUACUCCUGAAUAUAUGGAAAAAAUAAAGCAGCGCUUGUUUGAAAACUUGCGUAUGCUGCCUCAUGCUCCUGGAGUACAGAUGCAGGCUAUUCCAGAGGAUGCUGUACAGGAGGACAGUGGUGAUGAGGAAGGAGAAGACCCAGACAAGCGCAUUUCCAUACGAGCUUCUGACAAGCGCAUAGCCUGCGAUGAGGAGUUUUCAGAUUCAGAGGAUGAAGGUGAAGGAGGAAGACGUAACGUAGCAGAUCACAAAAAGGGAGCAAAAAAAGCAAGACUUGAAGAAGACAAAAAAGAAACAGAUGACAAGAAAUCUGAUGUUAAAGAAGAGGAUAAAUCCAAGGACAACAUUGCAGAGAAAAUGGACACAAAAGGUGUUAAGUCUGAACAACCAAGUAAUCCGUGAUCUGUUGGAAAGAGGAACUUUGAUGGCAGGAUGCCGCAAUAAAAGGUGGAAGUAGAGUUAAUCCCCAACCCCCUUAAAAAAGACUGCUGAUUAUACCCUCUAGCACUUGGCAUGGACCGUAUUUAUUGUAAAACGGUAUUGUUUUUUUUUUUUUUUUUUGUUUGUUUGUUUUUUCUGGCAGGUCGUAAUGCAUUUUUUAAUUAUGGAGCAAAAUUUCUUAUCUUUGCCAUGCUUUAUGUAUUAGUAUUUAAGUAAACGUGAGUUAUGUUUCAUGUCUUAAACUGAUCUAUUAAAAUGCCUUUUUGCCUUU
Molecule: messenger RNA, 1972 nt
Organism: Xenopus tropicalis (tropical clawed frog)
Lineage: Eukaryota; Metazoa; Chordata; Amphibia; Anura; Pipidae
Gene: hdac2
Product: histone deacetylase 2
Cellular component (GO): cytoplasm; nucleus
Molecular function (GO): histone deacetylase activity; histone deacetylase activity, hydrolytic mechanism
Source: RefSeq, marked provisional